GGUCUUGGUCGUCUGUCAAGAGAAAAAUAAAAACACGGUUCUCAUCGAUAUAUAUAUAUGUAUGUUUAUGGAACAUCGUACAUCUAAACUACUCAAGCUUGAUCAAGGAUACAUAAAUCAAAAUGUCUCAAUGCAGCCAUAACCACAACUUUUUGCUAAAAUCUGCCAAACAUCCUUAUUGCUGCCAGAGAUGCGGCCAACUAGGAUUCGGAAUGAGUUACUCGUGCGAAAAAAGCGAGUGCAACCUCUUUUCUCACAAAGAAUGUGAGAACCCUAAAUCCUUGGUGCAACACCCGUUUUCCACAAAAUGUGUCUUUAAAUUUUACACUUCUAGAUCUGGGAAGGGUUGUUUGUGCCACGUAUGCGGGAAGGGUAUAAAAGGGUAUCACUACGGAUGCUCGUGCAAUUUUGUAAAGCGUUACGCGCACCCAUCUUGUCUUACUUAUGAACCCACCUUGGAAGCUUUUGAUGGUCUUACAAUGAACCUACACAAGGUGGCCCCUGCAAAGUGUUUGCAUUGCAUGAAUGAGAAUCUUUGCUCUAAGGUAGAUGGAUGGGCUUAUGUUUCACCAUGUGGCUUGUACUGUUAUCAUGUUUCGUGUGUGAUGAAAAUCAUCAAUGAUAACUGGAAAAAGGUGUUUAUGAAUGGAACAAGUGAUCCUUUUCAGACUAUUAGAGAAAAGUUUCCUUCCCAUGUGAAUAGGAUGAAUAAAAUGGGAAAGGGGAAAAGAAAGGUGCGAGACCCGAAGAAGGUGGCUACGGCUCAGAAGGUGGCUACGGCUUUUAGUGUGAUAUUUAACGUGUUAACAGGAAAUCGUCAGGGUCUUGUCGGCGAUGCUGAAAAGUUUUUCGGUUAAGAUUCCGGAGCAUAUAGUUGUGUGCUUUCACUAUGUUAUUGUUCUACCUUGUGCGAUUUCUACAUUAUGUGUUAGUGUGGUUUUGUUUGUCUAGUAUGUACUCGUCUAUUAGCAAGCACUUGGUUAAAAGUUGAAUGCACGGCUGUUGCUUGUUUUCUUAUGUAUCA
Helianthus annuus (common sunflower) is the source of this 1024-nucleotide messenger RNA. RefSeq lists its product as uncharacterized. The record is from RefSeq and is a predicted model, not a curated record. Bases 123 to 857 code for a protein of 244 amino acids. Lineage: Eukaryota; Viridiplantae; Streptophyta; Magnoliopsida; Asterales; Asteraceae. The transcript has 2 exons.